CCAACCGGAAUCAACGUUAAAUAUAGAAUGCAGAACAGUUGCUUUUUCUUGUCAUUGCAUACUCUGCAAUUACAGUAAAAGUGCAGACAUCAGGAAGCAGAGCAAAUCUAGGUUCGUGUUAAGGUCUGGUUUGUGAAGAUGGAGGGAGAGCAUCCUCAUGAGGAGAAGCAGACUGAAACUGCUUGCUGUGCAUCCCAAUGUCCCAAAGAUGGAGAGGAGAGGCAGGGACAAAGGGCUAUGUUAUGGUCCAUCCAGGAGGCAGUGGAGAGGCAGACCAUGCAGAUAGGAGUGUCCGCCUGUGGGGCAACGGCCGUAGUGGACGUCCUACAGGCCCUCGGCAUCAUUGUGGCACCCGAGAUGGCUGACCGGUGUGUGCGGACGUGCCUGAGGAGGAACGAGGCGCCGCUGCCCGAUUACCUGUUCUCCCGGAGCGAGGCUGGCGCCACACACGCACAGCUGAUAGCUGGGGCGGAGCAGGCCAGUGGUGGGCGCGUGCUGGGUCGCCACUUCGCCCUCCACCCUCGCCGGCGGGUGAGGCUGGUACCCUGGCUGGCACAGUGGAUCCAGAAAGGGGCAGUGCCCGUGGCCACAAUGAACAUGCAGCUGGCAGUGCCAGAGGGAGAGGAGGUUCCCGACGCAUGGCACCACCAACUCAUCUUUGGGGUCGGACCCGACACUGUCUAUAUGACCAACCCCCUGGAUGUGGUGAGUGAGCGGGAGGUCCAUCAGCGACUCUGCAGUGAAUCUGUGUUGCUGAUACGUCGAGAGGAUGUGCUGCUGAGAUUGACAGGUGACACCCCUCUGUCUAGCCUAUCAGACAACCAGUCUGACCCACGCUGGAAAGCCCUGGAUGUGGAGGGUCAAUUGAGGCAGAUGAUUCGUGAGGAAGACCAUGAUGAUGAAGAUCAGUUUAGGAUGAGCCAUGUCGUGAUCCCUGCAGCGUACAGUUCAGGUGUGACAGUCUUCGCCCUCAGAGACUCAGACCAAGGACAGGAGCUUCUCCACACCCCUGAACUCUCUUUGCUUUGAUAUGGCUGGACAGUGGACACAUCAUAACCAAAAAUCUUGCUGUGAUUGGACAAUGCAUCUUUGACCUUCCCGCUAUUGUUACAUGUAUUUGGUGAGGGGAAAUGUUCAGAAACUGGUGAUAGAAAUGUCAUUAAUAGAGCUGGCAUGGUUCCUUAUUCUACAGGCAAGAUAGAAAUAUAUUAUGUAGAACAGACAAGCCUAUCUGAACAUCCCACAAUGUUGCACCCUGCUGAAUGUGCCCCAGGCGUAUUCAGUGAGGUGAAACACUCAAAAACAGAUAUACACUAUAGAAUUGAUAGAGCUGACUCAAUUUCCUAUUCAGGCACAACUCAUAAUUCUGAUAUGUCUAUAAUAUUGGCCAGUCAUGUUGUACACAAUACAUUUUUAUCUGAACGUUCAGUAACGUUACUCUGACCUGAACGAGGCCCUGCUGCUGUACAGGCAGGAUAUCCGUCCCUGACAGUAAUACCUUGUUUGAACACUUUUCUGGGUCGUAUUCACUGACAUCAAGCAGAAGAAAAUUAACUGAAACAGGGAGUGACUCCCUGAACUUACCCAAUAACAAGCAUUAAUUUUCCUUUUCCAUUGCAUAACGUUUUGCUACAGUAUGCACUAAUGAAUACGACCCUGAUCUUAUGUGUGUGACGUUAAGAAUAGCCUACUUGAUGUAUGCCCCUGCACCAGUGGAGGCUGCUGAGUGGAGAACGGCCCGUAAUAAUGGCUGGAACUGCGCAAAUAGAAUGGCAUCAA
This is a messenger RNA of Salvelinus namaycush (lake trout), 1779 nucleotides long. RefSeq lists its product as uncharacterized. The transcript is spliced from 5 exons. The record is from RefSeq and is a predicted model, not a curated record. NCBI's taxonomy places the organism in Eukaryota, Metazoa, Chordata, Actinopteri, Salmoniformes, Salmonidae. The coding region runs from base 139 to 1029 and encodes 296 amino acids.